Molecule: messenger RNA, 2115 nt
Organism: Diaporthe amygdali
Lineage: Eukaryota; Fungi; Ascomycota; Sordariomycetes; Diaporthales; Diaporthaceae
Exons: 4
Coding region: 1-2115 (704 amino acids)
Cellular component (GO): cytoplasm
Molecular function (GO): protein binding
Source: RefSeq, a predicted model, not a curated record
AUGGCCGUGAACGUCGGGGACGAGGAAUCUGAGCGCCGAGUCGUCCUCACCCAGUCUCGACCAGUACUGAAGAUCGGACGCUCAAGCAAUCGUUCUUCCUUGGGCCUGACCCCAAUGCUCAACAACGGAUACUUCGACUCCCCCGUCAUGAGUCGAGACCACGCCGAAAUCAUAGCAGACAUUCCCGCUCAUGUCAUCAGAAUUCGUGACGCAGGCUCUAUGCAUGGGACAUAUCUCAACAACGAACCACUCGAGUCCGAGGAUGGCCGGCCUCUUGUUGCCGGUGAUAAGGUCACCUUUGGCGUGCCGGUCUACCGAAACCAGAAGACCUUCCAGCCUGCUAUCGUGACAGUUGGCAUGGAAUUCCAAAAUGCUGGGCAAGCGGAUCACUCCCCAAGCCGAGUCUUCACCGUUCCGGACGACUGCUCGACUGACGAGAAUGAGCCUUUGGAUGAUAACGCACCUCAGAAAAUCCCUACCUACAUUUCUGAGCAGGAGAUUAAUCCUUGGCGGGAAGAGAUGGACGAAGAUCAUCCAGAGGUGCGCCAAGUUGAUGGUGUCAUCGAAAUUGAUUCUGAGUCCGAGUCCGAUGCUCCUCUACAUGACUGCAUCUCCAUUACCUCAAGCGAUGAUGAUCACUUCACUGCGGAUGUCGCGGACCUGACAAUGGGAUAUCAGGACGAUGACGAGUCAAUAAGCUUGACGGAUGAUGAGCAAGGAAGCACUGCACCGGCCAGUCUCAUGGACUCUAUCGAUCUUGACAGCCCUGGUCCACCGAUGAAAAAGAUACCUCGCUCGCCAUCCUGGAAUAGUGUGUCCACGGAUUCAUAUAGUGAACAUGCGGAAGAGCCACCUCAAUCAGACCAUAAUUCCGAAGAUGAGCAAGGCGUCUUCCUAUAUGACUCGGAGUCCGAGGAGAUGGAUGAAGUUGAUCCCAUCGAUGUUGACUUCGAUUCUUGCUCGGAACCAGCCAACAAUCAAGGCCAGUUUGUGCCAUCACAUCCAAUUCAUCUGUCGCACCCAGGUCCUUCAGGUCAUCCCGUCCUACCAUCAAUCUCCACAGCGGUCUUCUCUUUGCCGUACAUCCCGGAGACGCCGUUUGGUUAUCAACUCGCCCCAGUAAUGCAGCAAGCGCCGCGUCACCCAAGCCCGUCGGAUGCCGUUCUGCCGGUCAGCCGUCGUCACCACGGGUCCGAGGACGAUUGUGGCGUCACGGUGGAGAGCUCGGGACGCAAGAGCGAAAAAGCUGAUGUCUUCGAAGCCCGGGAAGAAAACAAAAUCAGCAUGGCUCGUUCUAGCGCGUUACUCGCUACGGAACCUAACUCGGUUGUAGAAGCAUCCUCAAAGACGGCUAUUGAGGAGAGCACAUUCCGUCCUCUGACCGAGAAUCUAUGCCCUUGCCCUGCAUCUUCAUCCACAGAGGUUGGAAAGCCAUCUGAUUCUGCACCAUUCAAGGAUGCUUUCCCAACAGCAAGCCCACAGCCUGCAGCUUAUCUUGCUUCCGUAUCACAUAUUUCUAAGGGACCCGAGGAGAGUCAAGGCAGCCGAGGAUCAGAAGAUUUGAGGAGUCCCUACGGCCACGCUUUACUGAAUUCCGGUGAGGCCUUCUUGAACGCACCUCUCGAGGAGACUUUCGAGGUGAACCUCAAAUCUCCGGAAGCCGUCGAUCUUGGAUGGACAGCAGCUUCUGCCGAGGAAUUGUUCCAAAUGAAGCAGUUGGCCCAGAUUCGACCAGACAAGGCGUCGGGGUCUUCGAAUCCUCAGGAUGCACCUGUCAUUACCGAACGCACAAAGGAGGCAAGUGGGUAUAUCAACAAGCGCAAACGCAGGGCUGUCGACAUUUCGGAGGCGACUGACCAGGAACUAUUGUGGCAUGAGCAAUCGCCUGCCACCCAUGAGCUCGCGCCUAGAACCCCUUCCAUCGCGGAGCCAGAGAUCGAGACCGACUUGUCGAAACUCUCGUUCCACGCCACACCAGAGCAGGAACCCACUGCGGCAAGGCCAACAAAGAUGAGGAAAAUUGCUGAGAGGAUGGGGUACGCUGCCCUUGGUGGCGCCACUGUCGGUGCGAUGGUUCUGACGUCGUUAAUCUACACUGCGCCGAACUUUGCCUGA